Molecule: messenger RNA, 3254 nt
Organism: Bipolaris maydis ATCC 48331
Lineage: Eukaryota; Fungi; Ascomycota; Dothideomycetes; Pleosporales; Pleosporaceae
Product: mediator complex, subunit Med5
Biological process (GO): regulation of transcription by RNA polymerase II
Cellular component (GO): mediator complex
Molecular function (GO): transcription coregulator activity
Source: RefSeq, a predicted model, not a curated record
AUGGAUUCUAUGGUCAAGGAAUGGUCAGUCCUUUUGGACCGCUGUUUGGAGCGCCGCGUCCAAUCUGAUGUUUUCGCUGCCGCAGUCGCGCAGCUACACGCCAAGUCUCCACUGCCAGGCCGGAAACUCGCCGCUCUGCUUCUUCGCCCACGCGUCGCAGAUAAUAGCAACAUCGACCCACGCAUUGUAAUUUACCUAGAGCAACUCUUGUCGCUGAAGAAGCUUGACACUUCCGAUGUUCUGAUUGUUGCGCUUCUGUACUCCAAAGUCCGACAACCAAUCAAGACAGAGGAGAAGCCCUCAAAAGAUGCGCAAUGGAGCAACCCACCAGAAUUGGAAGAACUCAUUUUUCAUCGUUUGCACAAGGUCUUUGCUGCAGAGGAACGCCCUGUCAACAAUGUCGAGGGUGUGCACACCCUAGCUGUUGUAGCUCGAUGGAUGCAGGCAAUGGUCACCUCGCAUACCAGCGAUACCAUGAUUCAGGCCAUGGCUGGCAUACAACAGCCACAACAGCAGUCCAUCAACGUGCGAGAGGGCCUCGCUAUGCUCGUGGUUGGAGUAAUCGAGAAUUCAAAAAUCCUCCGAAUUCUAAAUCACCCAAAAGCUAAAGAGGUACGCAAGGAACUCACGAAAUCCCUCACAUCAUUUAUCCCAUUUCUAUCCAACAACUCGGCGGGAUCUCAGACGUCUCUAUCGCUAGCAAACAGAUUAGAAAUGUCGCAAAAACAACACGACUUGUACGAAAAACUCCCAAAUGUCAAUGGGGAGGGAAACGAGAGUGCCGGCCUUGAAGUUGCUGCGCUUCAGCUUGAUGCAGUAAUGGAGCUGCCACAAGCGAAUACGCGAGCUGGUCUCUAUGUAUUUCUGAAUUCAUUACUUGUUGCACGACCACUAACUGAUGACUUUGUUAUCAUUAGCCACUUGCACACGCGUUACAAGCUUGAACCUCAGAACAUGGCAACAGAUCUAAUCACGGCUGCUUUUGACAUUCUCGCCAACGCCAUGUACCGCAAUGAGCCCACUCAAACCUUGUUCUAUCUAAAGUCUUUCUUGAUCAACAAGAUUCCUACUCUUUUGACGCAGAUUUCCGGCUCGAUCUUUCCAAUGACAGUUGAGAUGUGUAUUACCCAGGCGCUCAGCCACGUGGAUCCAAGCGCUUUCCCAUCUUUCUCGCAAGGCUUCGACGAUAUCAUGGGGAGCAACAACUCUCUUUCAGAUGUCAGGCAGGAUUAUCUCAAUGCCUGUGUGCUCCAUGGUCUCCUCCCAGCGGGUACUGUAGAGCGCCUCUUAGGGGAAGCACCUAUGCAAGGACCACCAGCAAAAAGAUACGAGAGAAAGGAGUUGCUCAACCAGUGCAAAUCCAAUUUCGACAAAGUUAGCGUAUAUAUCGAUGAACUUGAGAAUCUUGAUGGAAACGCUGGUGCCAUUGUUGCAGCUGUGGCAGACUUCAUCUCACAUCUUUGCGAUACACAAACAACCAUGUAUCUUAAGCAGCUUUGCUGUUUAAUCUUCAAGAAACCUCAGGCGAUGGAUGUGAUGCUACAGUUCACCUCGCCUGCGAGCAUACUACGACCAUUAUGCCAGUUUCUUGAAGAUUGGCAUUAUGAUAGCGACCAAGGCGAAUAUCAGCCCGUAUAUGAUGAGUUUGGCUCUAUACUCGUUCUCGUCAUGGCCUUUGUAUACCGUUAUGAUCUGGUGUACCAUGACAUCGGCAUUGCUCAUGAUACAUUCAUCGCGAAGCUAUUGCAGCACGGACAUCACAGCAUACCGCCAGAUGAGUUGACCGAAGAGCAGGGCAGAAAUCUUGGAAGCUGGCUCAAAGGGCUCUAUGACUCGGACAAGGAAGGCUUGAGUAACGAAGUCUUUGCGUCGUGUCGGCCACAAGACUUUUACUUGAUCGUACCAACCCUUUUCCAUCAGACAGUUGUGGCUUGCUCCCUAGGUGUUUUGUCUUUUGAAACCGUCAAAGGUGGUCUAGAAUACCUGGGUGAAACGUUCCUCAUGCCAUCGCUAAUCGGAGGGUUGACCUGGAUGACUUCCUAUGCCCUGCUACAGACCCACAACGACCUGGACGCAAUCACACGCAUUUUCAACGCGAUUUUACUCUCUGCACCGUCAUCCGGAGAUGCACAAGCUAUGCACUCUACCAUCAUAGCAAUGGUGUCAAGCCGCCUGGAGAAGUGCUUUCGUACGCUACAGCGACGAGAACCGAAUCGUAACAACCUCGACUCCUUUUUGGAAGCCAUCAAAGUGCACGCACACUAUGAGCGCACCGUGUUUGCCACAAUGAAGGAGCUGGAUCAAUGGACAAAUGCACCCAACAGUACAUUGAAUACCUCUCUGCGACACACUGUGCAACAGCUCUCACAAUGGGCUUCAACGGCUUCAAUGCAACCAAACCCGCCAAGCUACACACAUCGUCAGCUAUACGCUUCGCUGAAGAUGCUGGGCGCGGCCCGGACAUUACGGGCUAUUGUAGACGAAGUGAAGACGCAAACUGACGGUGGUAACGGAGCAGCAGCACUUGACGUUGGAGUAUCCAUUAUCUGCGCGCCAACUGUCGAGGACAGCCCCAUCUCAGUAGACUGGGUUGGAAGCACAGUACCAGCGCCCACGCCGCAGCGAACGCGCAUGAACCUACGAGAAAUGCUGAAGCAGGAUUUCGACAAUGCAGCCAGCCUAGUCGCUACUGAUCCCUUGACCGCGGAGACAAUAGUGCGUUUACAUCGGCGCGUCGAAGCACACUUUACAUCGCUGGCGGAGAACGGGCUCCAAGCACCUCCAAUCAACAUACCAAGCGUCAACAUGGCAGAUAUGCAAUCACAAUCUAUUUCUGAGCACCUAAACCGGGCCAUGGACGACGCCGCAGCCGCGAGCAUGGUUGAGGAUAUUUCCAACAUGGAUAACAAGGCUCUCCAGCGCAGCAUGGACGAGCUUGCCAGCACUGAGGGGCUGGACCUGUCGGGUAUCGGUAUGGGCAAUGGCGAUGCAGGAAGUGGAGAUAUGAGCACGGAUCUGGGUAACUUGCCAGACUUGGACCUGGGCGAUAUGGGAGGUAUGGGCAUAGAUAUGGAUAUGAGCAUGGACAUGGGCGGAGGUGGAGGAGGCGAUGAUGACUGGGGACUUGAUUUUGACAACAUGUAGAUGAUGGUUUGAUACUGUAGCAUGCGUGUGGAGUAUUGAUAGAAGGGCUUGAGAUACAUGUUGUUUUAGUCAGACUCUGCUUGAACAUGUAGUAAAUGUAUUCUUCAUCU